Messenger RNA from Cydia amplana, 1424 nucleotides. RefSeq lists its product as uncharacterized. Lineage: Eukaryota; Metazoa; Arthropoda; Insecta; Lepidoptera; Tortricidae. Gene Ontology annotation, cellular component: cytosol; nucleus; cytoplasm. The transcript is spliced from 10 exons. Gene Ontology annotation, biological process: negative regulation of cytoplasmic translational initiation in response to stress; regulation of translational initiation by eIF2 alpha phosphorylation. Gene Ontology annotation, molecular function: eukaryotic translation initiation factor 2alpha kinase activity; ATP binding; zinc ion binding. The record is from RefSeq and is a predicted model, not a curated record. Bases 88 to 1362 code for a protein of 424 amino acids.
CGAAGUAAUCACCAGACUGGCGGAGGCUUAACCUGCAUUGAGGAUCCUAUUCAUGCGAUAAUACCAAUAUCAAGGCUCGGUAAUGACAUGAAAAUAAUUAGGAAAAUUGACGAAGGUGCUUUUGGAACUGUGUUACAAGUACACCACCAAAUAGAUAAGCAAUUUCAUGCUUUAAAAUGUAUUGAGUUAACUACGGAAGACAAAGAAAAAAGAAUCAAAAUAAUGCAAGAGGCCAAAACGCUAGCAGAGCUCAAACAUGAAAACUUGCUUCGUUAUGGUGACUCCUGGAUCAAUAUAUAUUACCCCUUGGAAGAUAUAUCAUGUUGUGAUAAUGAUAAUACUAGUUCAAGGACAUCACUCCUGUGCAUACUAACAGAAUUAUGUGACACCAAUCUAACUCGACUUAUUGAUGCCGACUUACACCUACAGCCUUCUAGAGCGAGGAGUAUUUUCUGGAAGAUAGCGGAAGGCCUGGCUUAUUUGCACGCCAGAGGCUUCAUUCACGGAGAUCUGAGGUCGGACAAUAUACUUGUCAAGAAAAAGGACUUAAACAAAAAAGGUGAUUGCGGAGUCUGUUUUCAAGGGUGCUACAGUUCUUUUCAGUUGCCGUGUAGACACAUCUGUUGUUCCCAUUGUGUUAAGGUAAUUGCAUUUGAAUCUAAGGAGUGUGCCAUAUGCCAGUUAAAGAUCCCUUUUGGUUAUUUUGAUAAUCCAGAAGCAAGUAUUGAUAAAGAAAACGAAGUGUACCAAUGGAAAUUUGCGGGAAAAAAGGGAUGGUAUCCAUACGGUGACCAACACAACGUCGCUUUAGAAAAUGCAUUUAACGAUGGAUAUCUAGAAUGCAGCGUAAGAAUUCAACACACCAUGUACCGAAUUAAUUUUCAAUACAUGGUACAAAUGCAAGAGACUGAUAGAACUAAGACUCGCAAAAUUAGGAGGGAACCACCUCCAUUGAUAGCCAAAGAUGAUGACACAGAUGACGUUAAGAUCGGAGAUUUUGGACUUACUAAGUUGACAUCGGAUAUAUUUACGGGUUAUACUCAAAAGGACGACAUCUACCGUCUAGGCGUGAUUUUGCUGGAUAUGUUCAUGUAUUCUAUAAUUGACAAGAAGCUAUGCAGUGGCUGGAAUGUGCGUCUAAAGAAGGAUACUGUUCUGCGGAACAAAGACCCGCAAAACAUGGCCUUAAUAUAUUUAUUAAGCCUUCUCCUGAAAGACGACCCUAACGACCGUCCGACCUGUGCCGAACUCCUGGGUCCAGUUAAAUUGGGGUUUGAACAGAAGCUAAGAUGGAGGAAACGCCAAGCCGUACAAUUACAAGAUGACAAUACGAAACGAAUGCGCGAAACCCAACUUCGAUAAGUUUCAUAUUGUUUUUAGUCUUCCAUAGUUAAAUUAACUUUAUAUUUUGCACUAUAUUCUUC